AUGAGUAUAUAAUAUUAGCAUGAGAUAGAAAGUCAUAUCUUGUAGCAAUAUGAGAUCCAGAAGGUUUUAGGAGAGGGAUCGUAUGGUAAAGUAUGGAAAGCUAUCGAUCGUAGCAAUAACAAUAUAUAAGCCAUAAAAAAAAUCAAAGGUGCAUUUAGGAAUAGUGUAGAUGCAAAAAGAACUGUUAGAGAAGUGUGCUUUCUUUCUUAAUUAUCUAAUCAUUAAAGUUUUGUUUGUUUGGAUAAAGUUAUCCAAUCAAAAAAUUCGAAUGACCUCUAUUUGGUUUUUGAAUAUGUAUUUUCAGAUCUCCAUAAAGUACAAAAUCUUGAUAUCUAGGUAAUUCAAUCAAAAUAACUGAUGCCAAUUCAACAAAAUUUUAUCAUUUACUAAUUAUUAAAAGCCUUAGACUAUAUUCAUUCUGGUGGAUUAAUUCACAGAGAUUUAAAACCCUCGAACAUACUAAUAUAGAAGACUUGCCAUAUUAAGCUAGCUGACUUUGGCUUAGCUCGAACAUAUUAAGAUACCGACGAGACAAUAUGCGGUUAUACCUAAAAUGUGGCCACGAAAACAUAUCGGGCUCCAGAAAUACUCUUUAAUUCAUCAAUUUAUUCCUCCUCAGUUGAUAUGUGGAAUGUGGGCUGUAUUUUAUACGAGAUGAUUUCUGGUUAAGCCUUGUUCAAAUAGCAAUAAGAUUUUAGUUAAAUUGCCGAAAUGUUUGAAAUUCUAGGAGUACCAAAAUAUGCAGAUAUAAAAUCGUUUCAACUUAAUUAAAAAAAUUUGAAAACUCUUUAAUCGCUCACUACAGGUGUAGAAAAGAAAUAUCCAAAGUUGUAUGAAAUGAUGAGUUCAUUUGAUCCAUUAGAGAGAGAUUUUAUACGAAAAUGUCUUCAAUAUAAUCCUAAAUAAAGAAUGUCUGCUUCAGAAGCUUUAAAGCAUCCAUAUCUUAAAAAUUUAACUCCUAUAUUUGAGGCAUAAUUAGGAAGAUAAUCUCCUAUGCCACCAUCUCCUUCAGUAUAAUAAUUUUAAGCUUUAAAAAAUGAUAAUGAAUUGUAUUCAGUACAAGAAUACAAGGAUAUUGUGAAUAAGCUUAUUAAUUUUAGAAGAGGAAACAUCUACUAGUUCAAAACAGAAUAUAACAGAAGUGUCUCAACUUAUAGCAAUCAUUAAAAUAUUAUACAAACACCAUAUAAAACAGUUGCUGCUAAUAAUUUAUCACCUCAAUAGCAUCAUUCGCCAAAAUUAUGUCCAUUUCAGCUACAUACUAGAACCUAGAGUGAUUAAUUCUUCUCUAGCUAAAGUUAAUAAAUCCUUAGUGAACAUUUAGCUAACACUUUUCAAAAGCCGUUCCUUAAUAAAACAACUAAAAAAUUAUCCGAAAUUGAUUAAAAUGCUUCCAAUGUUUCAUAAAUAAAAAGAAAACAAUCGAUUUAAACAAGCAGUUCUCUUGUUUAAAGUCCACAUUAUUGA
Messenger RNA from Paramecium tetraurelia, 1467 nucleotides. RefSeq lists its product as uncharacterized. The transcript is spliced from 4 exons. Gene Ontology annotation, biological process: protein phosphorylation; intracellular signal transduction. The record is from RefSeq and is a predicted model, not a curated record. NCBI's taxonomy places the organism in Eukaryota, Ciliophora, Oligohymenophorea, Peniculida, Parameciidae. Gene Ontology annotation, molecular function: ATP binding; MAP kinase activity. Gene Ontology annotation, cellular component: nucleus; cytoplasm.